CAAUUAUUGACAACCAGAGACAAGAAUUGACAACUCAAGUUCAAUUAAUUCUCAAAUAGAUUGAUUUUCUUCGGAUUAGAUUACCGAGAUCAUAUGACAGCAGAAUUGAAUUCUUUCCACAGGAUUUUGGAAGUGGAAAUGCUUCCCGUAACAGAAGUGGCAGAUGGAAGAUUCGAUGGAAUUCUAAUAGUUGCAUCGCCAUACUAUGUUCAUGACCUGAAAGAAUUCUCAAGGACGCUAACGUUAGCCAUAGAACUUGAUAAUGGGCUACGUACUGAAGCUGGAGUAAUACCCUUACCGAAUUACAAAGCUGGAAGGCUUAUUUAUUCACCUGUAGGUUGUGUGGAUGAAGAUUACGACGAUGUAAGAUGCUUCAGAAAAGCUGCAAAUAUCGGAAUAAGACGUGCCAUAAAAGCCGGUGUCACUAAACCCAUGGUUAUCCUACAAAAUCAUCCUCAAUUCAAUAAUGGCUCUCUUAUUACACUCGUAGGAGUGCUAGAAGGCCUUUAUGUGCCACUACAAAUUCGUGAAAAAGAUCCAAGAAAAAUUCACAACAUCACAUCAUUGGGAGUUUACUCCAAAUAUCACGAUGAAAUAGACGAGCUGAUUCAAACUGCUUCGUUGCUAGAAACAGGCAGACGGAUAGCUUGUGACAUAGGCGAUUCAGAUCCUGAAAGAAUGGCACCUCCGAAAGUGGAACAAUAUAUCACAACGAUAUUCGCGGAUACGAGUAUUAAGAUAGAAGUUAUAAAAGAUGUUAAGGAAUUCGCUAAGAGUUAUCCUUUGUUUGAAGCGGUCAAUAGAGCAGCAAAUAAGAUAGAACGACAUCAUGGCAGGAUUAUGUUUCUGGAAUAUAUGCCAAAGGAAGAAGUCAAAAAAACUCUAUUCUUCGUUGGAAAAGGGGUCACUUAUGACACAGGAGGUCUGGAUGUCAAAAUAAAUGGAGGAAUGGCAGGAAUGUCGAGAGAUAAAUGUGGAGCAGCUGCAGUGGUGGGUUUCUUCAAGAUAGUCGAACGCCUUCAGCCUAAACAUCUGAGAGUAAUAGGUGGAUUGGGUAUAGUGAGGAAUAGUAUAGGAACAAACGCUUAUGUACAAGACGAACUGAUCAAAGCAAGAAGUGGAGUUAUGGUCAGGGUUGGCAACACUGAUGCAGAGGGAAGAAUGAUUAUGGCCGAUAUUCUGUGUAAGAUGAAAGAGAUGGCUGUGAAUGCUGUAAAUCCUCACAUAUACACAAUCGCCACUUUGACUGGUCAUGCUGUACUCACUGCAGGAUUUGGAUAUAAUAUAAUCAUAGAUAAUGGCCCGGCCAAAAAAGAAAAACAUGCACAAAAAUUGCAACUUAUGGGAGAAGAGAUAAGUGAUCCUUAUGAAAUAUCAGUGCUUCGAAGAGAAGACUUUAACUUCAUGAAGGGUCAAGGUGUUGGAGAUGAUCUCAUUAGUAGUAAUAAUAAACCUUCUUCAGUGACACCUAGGGGACAUCAAUGUCCUUUGGCUUUUCUUAUAAUGGCAUCGGGACUGGAUAAGCAUGGAUCUGGUCACGAGAAACCACUCAAAUACAGCCAUAUAGAUAUAGCUGCAUCGACUUUGAAUUAUCCUAAUCCCGGUACAGGAGCGCCAGUUUUAUCUCUAGCUAACGCUCAUUUACUCAAUUUAGAACAUAAUUAAUUCGUUUUUAGAAACUUAUUGUUAUAUAGGUAUAUAUUUCAAAAUGAAAAAAUUUUCCGAAAAUUU
Messenger RNA from Harmonia axyridis, 1731 nucleotides. Its product is annotated as putative aminopeptidase W07G4.4. Gene Ontology annotation, molecular function: metalloaminopeptidase activity; manganese ion binding. The record is from RefSeq and is a predicted model, not a curated record. Gene Ontology annotation, biological process: proteolysis. Gene Ontology annotation, cellular component: cytoplasm. Lineage: Eukaryota; Metazoa; Arthropoda; Insecta; Coleoptera; Coccinellidae. Bases 94 to 1665 code for a protein of 523 amino acids. The transcript has 7 exons.